AUGUGCCGAUUUUCCGUUUCAGCUUAUUUAAUCGCUGUGCUCCUAAGCUUUUCAAAAUCAAAUGGUAAUCCGGUCUUCGACGGUAGUAUAAUCACCGCCGAUGGCAACCCUCUUGAUAAACUUGAGAUGCCUGCAGCAUGCAAAGACCAGACUUUUUGCUUCGAAAAGGGUGAUAACUAUCCUGAACAGAAGGUCGAAAAAUUCUUACAAACGUUCCCUUUACAGAAACAUCUGGGCUCAAGGAUAGGCUUUAGUUUCCGAGAUGGAGAUAAAGAGAAUGGUAAUGCGGAUUGUCCAGCAAACACCACAUAUGUUGACCAACCUAUUUACUACGUUUUCGAUGAAUCGGGAAUAGUCAGACCAGUUAUUCAAUCCCCCGAGAAGUUCGAGCAACUCUACAGUACCAGAUGGUGCCUGAAUGAAGGAUAUAUAACUCAGAAUACGCGCCAUUUCUUCCCUGAAUCGAAAAGAUUAAAAAAAUUCCAAAUUGAAUGUGUCACAACGCUAAUGGAUUUGGAUUUCAUAGUGUUGGUAGAAGAAUUUGAAGAACUAACGUACAAAGUUGUGAAGGCUAUGGGUGGUAUUCCAGUUUGCUGCAAAUGUCAAUACCAUACGAAGAAAAUGCUGCAAUAA
Spodoptera littoralis (African cotton leafworm) is the source of this 633-nucleotide messenger RNA. Lineage: Eukaryota; Metazoa; Arthropoda; Insecta; Lepidoptera; Noctuidae. The record is from the annotation of a GenBank genome assembly.